AUGAGCCUGCUGGCCACUGCCAGGGGAGGCGUAGAGAUGCGCACGGCGAUUAUGCAGGCCGGAGCUGUUUUACCUUUGGUGGAGCUGCUUCGUGAAACAACAGCUCCUGCAGUACAGGAGGCGGCAGCCGCAGCUCUGGGCAUUCUGUGUGCCGAUGGCGAGGCGGCUCAGUCCACGUUGCUGCGUGCCGGAGCAGUGCCAGCUCUGGUGAGGCUUUUGGGCUCCGAUGCCUCCGUGCCAAGCUCAGGGUCCUUCGCCAAACGAGCGCUGAUGCUUGCUUCAGCUUUGGACGUCUAG
Molecule: messenger RNA, 297 nt
Organism: Durusdinium trenchii
Lineage: Eukaryota; Dinophyceae; Suessiales; Symbiodiniaceae
Source: the annotation of a GenBank genome assembly